AUGGAUGCCACAGCCCUUCAUUAUGAAAACCAGAAGUUGGUGCAGCAAUUGGAAGCACAGAAGUCUGAAAUGCAUGUGUUGGAAGCUAAGUUCAAGGAGUUGAGGAAUGAACAAUCUUCUUACGACAAUACUCUGAUUUCUCUUGAUAAGAUGUGGAAUCAGCUUGUUGAUGAUUUAAUCCUGCUUGGAGUUCGAUUUGGUGGUGGUUUGAACAAUUUACCUGCACUUGACCAUGAAGAGUUGUCAGAAGAAUCCAUCCAGUCGUGUCCUUCUGAGGAAAUUUUUCUCUUCAUGCUCUUGAAGUCCAACAAUUAUGGAAAAAAGGACGACAAUAGCAUGUUGGAAUUUGCUGAAGAAGAUCUUGCUUUGCGCCGUUCGGCAACUCUUGCUCUCAUGAGGUCCCUUCAAGAGGCUAUUGCUGCACAACAGGCUAGAAGUGAAUAUUUGUCAUUAGCUUUAAAUGGAGAGAAGUCAAAUGAAGAUGUUGUUGUUGCCCUUCAAAACCAUAAUGAUCACUUGAAAGAGGUGGUUGGCAAUGUCCGUGAAGCUAUUUCUAUUGUCAAUGAGAAGCAUAAAAGGUAUCUGGAUGAGAUUGAGGCUUUCAAAAGCGGCUACUCAAAAGAAUUGCAGGAAAUCAAGCAUCUUUCAGGAGAGCUAGAGGAAACCAUGGCGGAGCUUGAGGAAAGUCGACGGAAGAUGGUUAUUCUCCAGUUGCAGAGGCAUGGAGGUUCGCUAAUGAACAUGUCUGGUCCAAACGAUGUGAAUAGUGCUGUUUUGGCUGAUAAAUCUUCAGACAAAAACAUGGGCUGGGGAGAUCUCAAAGAUGCUGUUGAGGAAGCUAAGACCCUUGCAGGAGACCGCCUGUUUGAACUCCAUGAGACUCAAGAGGACAAUUUCAUACUGUCUAAGCAGUUAGAAGAUCUGCAGGGUCAAUUAAAAGACGACAACUAUAUUUUCACAUCAAAGCCAUAUACAAUUCUUAGCGAUCAGUUACAUCAUCUGAAUGCUGAGAUAGAACGAUACAAGGGUUUGGUUGAAGUAUUACAGAAUGAUAAGAACCAGUUCUUGCAAAGGGAGAAAGAAAUGUGUGCAAAAGGAGAAUCCGUCAACAAUAUUAAACAAUCCAUUACCGCUUAUGAGGCCAAAAUUGAAGAACUGGAACAUCAGAUUCUGAAAUCCAUGGCUGAGAAGAAUGAUCUUGAGAUCAAAGUUGAGGAAUCAUUGCAAGAUUCAGGUAAAAAAGACUUCAAGGAUGAGAUUCAUGUCAUGGCUGCAGCACUCUCUAAAGAGAUGGAAAUGAUGGAGAAUCAAUUGAAUAGAUCAAAGGAUGCGGCUUCUGAAGCACUUGCAUUACGUGAAGAAGCUGAAUCGUUGAGAACCUUGUUAGCUAAGAAGAUCAGUGAGCAGAAGGAAAUAUCUGAUAGAUACAACGCACAAGUCUCUGAGAUCAAGUCCCUCAAAGAAUUGAUUGAGACGUUGGAAAAGGAAAAUCAGGAGUUGGAAUUUAUUGUGGAUAUGUAUGGGAAAGAAUGUUCUGAGUCGAGGACAAUUACAGAGAUCAAGGAAUCAGAAAAUCGAGCUCGCAAGCAGGCUGAAUAUUUGAGAACUAGUCUAGAGGAGCAUAGUCUUGAGCUUCGUGUAAAAGCAGCAAAUGAAGCCGAAACUGCAUGCCAGCGAAGGCUUUGCAUUGCUGAAGCAGAACUGGAAGAGUUAAGGACCGAUGUAGAUGCAUCUGAAAGAGAUGUUCUGGAACUCAAGGAGGCAAUAAGAAUUAAAGAAGCAGAAGGAGAUGCUUAUAUCUCUGAAAUUGAGACAAUUGGCCAAGCAUAUGAAGACAUGCAGACACAAAACCAGCAUCUUCUUCAACAGGUUGCCGACAGAGAUGAUUUUAACAUAAAGCAACACACCACUAGGAUCCUGUUACAUGCUCCAUGUGCAAAGACAGCUGCGGCUGUUGGGCUAGGUGGCCUGCUAGUAUCAGAUAGUGUGAAGACAAAGCAAGCCUCUGCUUCCCUUCUCUCUGAAAAGCAUUUGUUACAGAAGCAACUCCAUCAGGUUAACAGUUCACUGGAGUCAUCUAAACAAAAACUCUCCCGUGGUGAAGAGCAGAUGAAAGCCUAUGUCGCACAAGCUAUAAAAACUUCUUCAGAGAACAGGCAUCAUGCAGUUACCAUUGAAAAGACUCUGCUGGAGGUAUCUGACGCAGAAAAGGAGCUCAAGUGGCUUCGGUCCGCCGUUGGAUCCUCUGAGAAAGAAUAUGAGCAAAACCAGAAAAAAAUAGCUGAGCUCAGAACGGAGCUGGAGCAUGAGAGAAGCGAGAAGAGAAAGCUUGAGGAAGCAUACGAGGAGGUGAAGAAUGAAGUCAUGGAGCUGACAUCUGAGAACGAAGAGGCUACUAUCCAGAAGCUCCAGGACGAGAUAAAAGAUUCCAAGGCUAUUCUCAAGUGUGGGGUGUGCUUUGACCGACCCAAAGAGGUUGUGAUCACCAAAUGCUUCCACCUGUUCUGCUCAACAUGUAUCCAGAGGAACCUCGAGCUACGCCACCGGAAGUGCCCGGGCUGCGGCACCCCUUUCGGGCAAAAUGACGUGCGAGAGGUGAAAAUCUGA
Triticum turgidum subsp. durum (durum wheat) is the source of this 2607-nucleotide messenger RNA. NCBI's taxonomy places the organism in Eukaryota, Viridiplantae, Streptophyta, Magnoliopsida, Poales, Poaceae. The record is from the annotation of a GenBank genome assembly.